UCACUGGUAUAACUCACGCAGAUCGACGACAGAAGUUGAACUUCAUCAUUACAGUUACAUGGCGGUUUUCCCCUGUAUAUCGAGGGUUUCGAGGAUUUGGUGACGACAGCGCUCUGUCCCUCGAAAGGCCAACACAUUUGGGUCUAUUUGGCGAAGCAGUCCUGCGAGCUUUGACUGUCACUGUACCUGUCCGAGGUUCUGAAACUGACCGGAAAACGAGCUUCGGGUUCCCAUGACUCGGUGUGGAGGACUGCACCUGACUUUGUUCACAAGCGACACAUCAGCAGCCGGACGAGAGCAGUUCAUGAGAAAGUAGCUGCCCGUGCUUUGAGUGGGAUCUUUUUGUUUGUUUGUUUGUUUUAGAUUAUUUUUAGUUUGAAAAACGGUGAUUUAUUAUUAUUUUUUUUUUAAAUAACCGUGCUUUUAUCGCUUGAGAAGAGAUGGCAAGAAGGGGAUAACUCGAUCGCCCUGAAUUAAAGGUCGAUCUAGACUUUACUGCUGGACAAUGCCUGAUGCACAGAUGCUGGUUUAACGUAUGAUUCUAUCUCCGCUGCAUUCAUAAUGGAAGUGUCAACAAACGGGUCAGGUUUUGGGAUCGAAUCUCUGCUCUCGCAUAGACCCGCGAGUCCGUGUAUUUCAAAAGGAGACGGCUUAUUAGGGGAGUGCAGGUCUCCGACUUUAAGCCCGCGCUCAGACCUGGACAGCGACUGCUCGUCACCCCCCUCACCGAGACGAGAUUCGGUGGAAGACGCGGUGCAAAGGCAUUCUCGCACUUUAGGACUCGAGUCCCCGUUACAGAUAUCUCAGCCACGGACGGUGACCUCUUCUUUCCUAAUUCGAGACAUUCUGGCGGACUGCAAGCCCCUGGCCGCCUGCGCGCCCUACUCCAGCGACGGCCCGUCAGCGCACGAGGUCGAAGACUACAUAGAAAAGCUUCACAGCAAUUCGUCGUCGGAUAGCGAAUACCGGGUAAAAGAUGAAGCAGAUCGGGAAAUAUCUAGCAGUAGAGAAAAUCCCUCAUCUCGGCUUAAGAAGCCAAGGAAAGCACGUACCGCGUUCACCGACCACCAGCUAGCCCAGCUGGAGCGCAGCUUCGAGCGCCAGAAAUACCUAAGCGUGCAGGACAGGAUGGAGCUGGCGGCGUCACUCAGCCUCACCGACACACAGGUCAAAACGUGGUACCAAAAUCGAAGGACAAAGUGGAAGCGACAGACAGCAGUCGGACUGGAGCUUCUCGCGGAAGCGGGCAAUUACUCUGCUCUUCAAAGAAUGUUUCCGUCGCCUUAUUUUUAUCCCCAAAGUCUUGUAUCCAACUUGGAUCCCGGAGCCGGACUUUAUUUGUACAGAGGUCCGUCUGCACCUCCGCCGCCGGUGCAGCGGUCGCUUGUACCGAGAAUUCUCCUGCAUGGUGUUCAGGGAGGCGGGGAGCCGGCUCUUCCCUCGUUGCCCGGUGUGUUAGCGCGACCGACCCCGCAGCGAUGAACUGCCCUAGGAACUGCCUCUCAACUCCUCAGGAAUGAUCAGGUGCGCUUGGGUAUAUUCGGUCACAGAACACGCGUAAUUACAGACGGCCGAAGUUAUUUUGCAACGCGCGGAAGACGAAUGUUAGGUGUCUGACAAUUUUUAAAUAAUAUACUUGACAAACUUGCUCUAAAGUUUGUAUAAAGCUCUGUUUCAAAGCUCCUCUAAAGCCUUCUGACUGGCCCUUGAACCCACCGGCAACAAGCUUGCUACUCCCAAAAGGAACGAAAGGGAACUGAGGACUUGUACACCAAAAUCUCUUAUUACACA
Molecule: messenger RNA, 1791 nt
Organism: Electrophorus electricus (electric eel)
Lineage: Eukaryota; Metazoa; Chordata; Actinopteri; Gymnotiformes; Gymnotidae
Gene: barhl1a
Product: BarH-like homeobox 1a
Biological process (GO): regulation of DNA-templated transcription
Molecular function (GO): DNA binding; DNA-binding transcription factor activity, RNA polymerase II-specific
Source: RefSeq, a predicted model, not a curated record